AAUUUGACUUAGGAACUUGGAACCGAAUUAUAACUUUUGAAGUCGAAUUUGGAAGUGUAGCAAGUUAGGCGAGAGGAAGCCUAAAGCCCUACACGAUAGCAGAAUGGAAUUCAGUAUUGGAUGAUUAUGCGGAGUUAACUUUAAGCGUCGAGGAAGUAUUGCUGUAAACAUUUUGUAUGGUAACUCGCGAUAGCUCGUACCGUGCGGUAAACGCAUUGCGCUAGCUUCAAUCUCGACGCGGGAUUUUACAAGAUGAAGUUAUAUUUAUUCGAUGGGAGUUCAAAAGAGAGAAAACCAACUGCUCCGAAAUUUAUGAUUCUAUCAUUUGUAUUGCUUUGCUGGUCAAAGCCUGCAUUUUCCCAAGGUCUGUGUGAUUGUGCAUCUUGUGGAACACUGUGUACCGGGAGCAUUGGCUGUCCGCCCGGACAGUUUUUGGUCCAAAAUAGCACAAACUGGGGGUGUAUCGAAUGUCCUACCGGUUCUUACUGCCCAGGUUCCCGACAGACAGCUCAGCUCUGCCCUGAAGGCUUCUAUAACAACUUGCCAGGGCAGUCUGAUUCAGCUGCAUGUAAACCUUGCCCCUCAGGAAGCUAUUGUCCAAUCAGAGGCGAACAGCCAAGACCAUGUGACCCUGGUUACUAUAGCAAUGCAACACAACAAACAAAAUGUACAAUAUGCCCUGAAGGGUAUCGGUGUGAAAACCAGGCAUAUAAACCAGUGGCUUGUGCAGAGGGUUAUUAUAGUGCAGCUGGAAAUGCUACCUGUAGUAGAUGCCCAGGAGGCUAUCAAUGCCCUAAUGGAGCAGCACCUCAAGUUUGUUCCGCUGGUUACUUCUCACCAGAUGGUGCCACGGUGUGUACCCCAUGUACUCAAGGGUACAUAUGCCCCAAUCCUGCAAUGUCGGUACCAGAAAGGUGUCCAGAUGGUUCCUAUAACAACAAGACUGGUCAGUUAUCCUGUCACACUUGCGAAGCAGGGCAUGAAUGUUUGAACAGGGAUUUAUCUAGGCCAUGCCCUGCUGGCCAGUAUAGCCCUGCAGGUGUAGCUGGGUGCCUGUCGUGCGGAGCCGGUAACUAUAGCUCAGAGGGAUCAGCUGUCUGUAAGCCUUGCCCAGCUGGACAGCAGUGUAUAGAUCCUGCACAAGUACCAGUUAACUGCUCAGAGGGGACAUUCUCUGGUCAAGGAGAGGCUGUAUGUCAUAGCUGCUCUGCCGGACAGACUAGUUCACCUACAAGGACGACUUGUUUGCCAUGCCCAGCAGGAUUCUACUGCUCUAAUCCAAGUGUACCUCCGGUACCCUGCCCAACCGGAAUGUACUCACUUGGUGCAGCUUCUAUGAACUGUACGGCUUGUCCUGCUGGCUUUAGCUGUUCAGAUCCAGCAGCGCCUCCUGCUGCUUGCAGUGGAGCCACGUACUCUGAGGCGAUGUGGACAGAGUGUAAAACCUGUCCAGCCGGUUACAGUUGCCCUGGCAACGCGCGAAAGGAGCUCUGCCCAUUCAGCGACUCUACUGGGUAUUACUACCGCACUGACUUGAUGAUCGAUUGUCAAACCUGCCCAAAUGCUACUACCGGCAAAAUCUGCCCCGCCCGGGAUCAAGCCCCCGUUAGCUGUCAAUCAGGAGAACACCCUAGCAGCUCCGGUACCACGUGCGAGCCCUGUCGAGCAGGGUACUACUGCCGCACGCCGCGUGACCCGGAGCUGCCUUGUGCCGCAGGGACAUACUCACACCCCAGGGCUACCGAGUGUCUGGACUGCCCUCUCGGCCAUGAGUGCCCUAACACCCAUUCCAGGCCAACGCCCUGUUCCUCUGGGUAUUACGCGAACACUCUGCGGAAGACGGCGUGUGUUAGGUGCGAGGCAGGGUUCAAGUGCCCGACCACUUCGGCAGCACCUAUCGCGUGUUCUUCAGGCUCGUACAGUACAGGUGGUACAACCUUCUGCACCAUGUGCCCGCCGGGAUUCGCGUGCCCAAACACCACCCUAGCGACACAAAACCCCUGCUCUCCUGGCUCUUACGCUAUUGGUUCUAGCAUCGUCUGUACACCAUGCAGUAAGGGCUUCUAUUGCCCUCUUAUAACAAAAGACAGCAGCCUGAAAUGUACCCCAGGGACGUAUUCCUAUGAGGGAGCUGCCGCAUGUACGUCCUGCCCCCCAGGCAAGAAGUGCCCCUUCCCAGAAGGCGUCGGGAUCCAAGACUGUGGCGAAGGGACGUAUUCUGUUGGUGGCCAGGCGACGUGUACGGAUUGCCCUAAAGGAUACGCGUGCCCGAGGAAUGACACAGAUAACAUGAUCAAGUGUCCUGAUGGCUGGUACUCCACGGGAAGGCAGACUGAAUGCACGCCCUGUCGUGCUGGAUAUUCAUGCCCAAGGAUCGAUUCAAACAAAGAGGUCCCAUGUCCAAAUGGCUACUUUUCAUUGGCCAACGCGUCAUCCUGUACCAUGUGCCCGCCGGGAUACGGGUGCCCCUACCAAGACCGUGACUACAGGGCUCUUUGUCCCAACGGCACAUAUUCGCUUGGUGCCCAAAUCAAGUGUACACCCUGCCUACCCGGAUACUCAUGCCCCUCUAUCGAAAUGGGCCCAGUCACGUGCCCUGCGGGGUACUACAGCGAAAACAACUCUCCAAUAUGCCAGCUGUGUAAACCCGGCUUUCAGUGCUCCGAUCCCUCAGCGCCCGCACCAUGUCCAGCGGGUACCUACUCAGGCGUAGGCGCAUCGUAUUGCUUGCGAUGUAGGGCGGGAUUCAAAUGCCGAGAGCAAUCCACCACAGACAGCCCACCUGAUGGUGUAUGUCCCACCGGUGGGUACUGUGACGGGCAGACUUUCUAUCCAUGCAGCCCGGGAACCUACAACAGCAAGAACGGCUCCGCCAACAACGCCGCCUGUACCAGCUGUCCCCCUGGCUACUACUGCCAAGACAGCGGCCUGUCCGACUACACACCUUACCUCUGCCCUGCUGGACACUACUGCCCCCAGGCGACCAAAUACUCUCGGGAAUUCCCUUGUCCGGCAGGGACAUACAACCCGGACACAAACGCCACUACGCAGACUCCGGCUUGUCAGACCUGUCCGGCUAGAAAGUACUGCACCCGAGGAAGUGUCACUCCCGCAGACUGCCCCCCUGGGUACUACUGUCCCGAGGGGACCCGGGCUGGGAAUCAGUUUGCCUGCCAUGCCGGCUAUUACAGUGAUGUGACCGGUCUGAGUAAUUACACCGAGUGUAAGAGCUGUCCGCCCGGUUACUAUUGCCCCGACGGGACGUCCCAAGAAGCGACCAUAACGCCCUUACCGUGCCCUAUAGGGACCUAUAACCCUGAAUGGAAUAUCGGCUACAAGAUUAACUGCGUGCGCUGUACCGCCGGGAUGUUCUGUCCGUCCGCUGGACAGACCAAUGCUUCCCAUGUAUGUUACGAGGGUUACUACUGUCCUAAUGGUACGGCUGCAGGGGACCAGUUUCCGUGUCCUCCCGGGACUUAUGGAGACCGUCCUGGUCUUACGGCAGCAGAGGAGUGUUUACGAUGCCCGCAGACAAAGUCCUGUGGAUGGGGUACCGGUCUUAAUAAUAACAACACUUGGCAGGACUGCAGACCUGGUCACUACUGCCCUGAAGGAACCCCCUCCCCGACAAAAUUCCCGUGUCCGCCUGGAACAUACACUAUCCGCUCAGAUCUCUACGAUGCAGCCCAGUGCACGGUCUGCCCGGAGCGCUAUUACUGCCUCGGAGGAGAGGCCUCCCCUACCGCUCAGUGUCCCCCCGGAUAUUACUGCCCGAACGGAACUCGUGUGGCUGAGCAGUUUCCUUGUGAUAAUGGCACAUAUAACCCAGAGUAUGGAAAAGCCAGCCAAUCAGAGUGUCUUAACUGUACGCAAGGACACUUUUGCGAGAAAGGGAGCGUGCAGCCUGAGCAGUGCCCUAUAGGUACCUUUAUGCCUGAUGGGUACAGUGCUACAUUGACCACUACUGUGGGGACCCCUGCCGGGUACCAGAAUGACUGCAAGCCUUGUACAGCAGGACACUACUGCCUCAACGCCACAAUCGUCCCCUCCCCCUGUGGGAAGGGAUUAUUCACCAAACCAGGACAGUCAGUGUGUCAAGUGUGCCUCCCGGGACGUUAUUGUGAUAGUGACACCACGACAGAGACCAAUAUGAACACCACUAUGAGGUGCCCUGAGGGCCUUUAUUGUAAGGGUGGUUUGACGAAUGUCUCUGAGGCGACCUCCUGCAGUAAGGCUCACUAUUGCCCCGAAGGUAUCGAAGCUGAAGUUCCUUGUCCCGUCGGAACUUACAAUCCGAGUUUUGGAGCUAAAAACGUCCUGGACUGCCUUAUGUGUACGGCUGGAAGAUACUGCCGUAAAGCGUCCGAAAAUCCUACUGGAAGCUGCGAUCCCGGUUUCUAUUGCCCGACGAAUAUCACGGACGGAGUUUCGUCACUUCGGAUUGGUUCGUAUGGUCCUCGGCAGAUUCCGUGCCCCAAGGCCACCUACCGACCUGACGCCGGUGGUCGCAAUGUAUCAGAUUGCUCCCCCUGUACGGUGGGUAACUACUGCCCCAUAGGGACGGUCACGCCCAAGACCUGCCCCCUAGGCUACUACUGUCCCCCCGAGUCCAGCGACCCCGAGCCAUGCCCAAUCGGUCACUUUAGCAACAGCAGUGGGCUCCACUACAUCGAAAACUGCACCAAGUGCACGCCGGGAUGGUACUGUGACGCCCAAGGUCUGCCAUUACCCAGAGCGCAGUGCGACCCGGGUUACGUGUGUUAUCUUGGUGCGUACACCCCAACCCCCACAGACGGCACCACAGGGGAACCGUGUCCGCAGGGAACCUUCUGUGUCACCGGGUCUUACGAAUUCCAGUCAUGUAACCCUGGAACUUAUAGUAAAGGUACCGGUGCUACGAACAAUCAGGAUUGUCAACAGUGCGAUGCGGGUUACUACUGUAGCGUGAAGCGUCUAACACGUCCGGAAGGACCGUGUAACGCCGGCUACUACUGUCCGGCCGGGUCUCAGAGCCCCAACGCGUCACUCACCCGAGCAGGGUACUUUACCAAAGCGGGAGCUUCGGCUGAGCAGCCGUGCCUUCCGGGUACCUACCAGCCAUAUGAGCGGCAAGAUCACUGUUUGCCUUGUCCGGAAGGGAAAUAUUGUCCGACUAAAAGCAUGACCACGCCCGUGAACUGUACUGCCGGGUUUUAUUGCCCAAUAGGAAGCGAGUCGCAAACAGCGUGUCCGGAAGGGACAUACAACAGCUAUGCCUUGUCCGUGUCUAAUGCCAGUUGUGUCCCUUGUCCUCCCGGGAAGUACUGUAAUCCGACCGCUCAGACCGCUCCAACAGCUGACUGCGAAGCGGGCUAUAUGUGCUUCGGAAACGCAACAAGAGCCACGCCCACGUUCGAAAAGGACGUAUUGGAGUGGGGCCGGGUGUGCGUGAGAGGGCACUAUUGUCCCGCGGGAACUACACGCGAAAUACCCUGCCCCUCUGGAACAUACUAUCCCGACGAAGGCGCCAAAGCAGUAGGCGACUGUAGACUUUGUGACGAAGGGAAAUACUGUAACACCACAGGGCAGACGGCUGUGACAGGCACUUGUGACGCGGGCUACUAUUGUACCCGAGGGGCGACAAUGCCACGCCCAAAUAAUGGGUCCACUGGCGGGGCCUGUCCAAAAGGGAAGUUCUGCUUGGCAGGACAGCAGCCCCAGAAUUGUCUUGUAGGUUACUAUGCCAACGAGACUGGCCACUCCGCGUGCAAGGUCUGUCCCGCGGGAUACGAGUGCAUGGGCGGGACCAUAGACCCCGCCCCUUGCCCCCAAGGCUACUUCUGUCACAUUGGCGAUGAUGCUACUUUCAACGGCCUCAAGCAGGCGUGUCCGGAAGGGACGUUCGGAUCUCGGACAGGCUUGUCACUAGUGACCCAGUGUACGGACUGCCUUGCGGGGUACUAUUGUCAGGGGACGGGACUGAAGAAUGUCUCCGACGUAUGCUCGGCGGGAUACUACUGCUACCGGCGUGCCCCGAGCCCCACCCCCCCAGUCGAUACAGGACACACCCCUCCCUGGUAUGGGUCGUGUCCCACGGGAGGGUACUACUGCUUACAAGGGGUGUCGUCCCGACAGCCUUGUCCACCGGGAAGAUACGCCCCUGGAGGUCAAAACAGGAUUCGCUCAGCGAACGAAUGCACCCAAUGCCGAGCCGGCUCGUACUGCGAGAGCGGAAACCAGACAACGGUCACCGGACCAUGUGAUCCUGGAUUCUACUGCCACGCGGGCUCACACACGCCAAGACCAGCGGACCCCGCCCUAGGUGGAGAGUGUCCGUCGGGUUAUAAGUGCCCUCAAGGCUCGCCCCUACCAGUUUCGUGCCCUCCAGGGUCCUACCAGAACGCUACCCAGCAAGCUGUCUGUCUUACGUGCCCCAAAGGGUACUUCUGCGCCGGUAACACAACAGUGCCCGAAAUCUGUCCCGCGGGAUACUACUGUCCACCCGAGAGUUUUGCGGGCGUGACUUAUGCCUGCAAGGAAGGGACCUUCAAUAAUCUGACCGGUCAGUCUGAUGUGUCAGCAUGCCAGACGUGUACACCUGGGUUCUACUGCGAGACAGCAGGUCUCAGCGCCCCGACUGGACCAUGUGAUGGUGGCUGGUACUGCACCAACGGAUCCAUCACGGCACGUCCCAGUAGGCCCGAAGACGGGGGAGGGCUGUGUCAACCAGGGUACUACUGCCCCCAGGAGAGCUCAUCCCAGCUGAUAUGCCCCGGCCAGUUCUACUGCGGGUCCACCGGUCUGGACGCGCCUUCUGGUAAUUGCAGUGCCGGGUUCUACUGCAUCAGCGGCGCAAAAGUGCCUAACCCGACCGACGGCGUGACUGGCAAUGUCUGCCCCGCCGGCUCCUAUUGUCCUUCCAAGAGUCAAAUGCAUACGCCGUGUCCCCCAGGAACCUUCAGUAACUCAACCCAGAAUACCGCCCUGAGUGACUGUAACGACUGCACGGAAGGGUAUUACUGCGAAGGAGGGGGGAACACGAGGGUGACCGCGCCCUGCUGUGAGGGGUCUUACUGUCCGCCCCGGCAGAGGGUAUGCAAGCCCAAUGAGUAUAACUGCACGCUUGGACACAAGUGCCCGCUCGGAUCACCCGAGCCUGUCCGGUGUGACUCCGGACGCUACCAGGACGAGACCGGACAGUCCUCUUGCAAGGUCUGUCCCGCUGGAUUCUUUUGCGAUAACUGGCAAGCCCCUGUCGUCCUCUACAACAACAGUACAUGCCCCGCUGGGCACUAUUGCCCUGAGGGUACCACAUUCGCGCAGGAGUUCCCGUGUCCCGUGGGAACGUUCAGUAACACGGAGGGCCUCAAGGUCAAGGAAUCAUGUUCGCCUUGUCCGGGUGGAUUCUACUGUGAUGAGCUGGCGCAGACGAUGUACACUAAGAAGUGUGAUUCAGGGUAUUACUGCCGUAGCGGGGCGACUGUGGCGACUCCAGAAAUCGCAGCCGAAAACUCAACCUCCUGCAUACCAGGGACGUUCAACUACACAGACGCGGGACCAUGUCCUGCUGGCUUCUAUUGUCCCCUUGGCACGGCCGAGCCUGAAAAGUGCCCUCCGGGGACAUUCAGUAACAUUACCAAGAGGUCCGCUUUAGAACAAUGCACAAACUGUACAUCUGGGUUCUACUGUGGGGACUAUAACCUGACGUCUGUGACAGCCCCUUGUCAAGCCGGCUACUAUUGUCCCUCUGGGGCCUCCAGGCCUGACUGGAUAGAGUGCCCGCCAGGGUCCUACUGUGGGGAGGGUAGCGGGGCCCCAGAAAGGUGUCCCAGAGGCACGUUUAGGAACAUCAGUCGGGCAGAGUCCGUACGGGACUGCUAUAACUGUACGGCAGGGUAUUACUGUGACACGGAGGGACUUACUCGGGUGGCUGGACCUUGCGCUGAAAGGUACUAUUGCCCAGGAGCGAACACCCGUCCAGACCCACCAGAGUUUAACUGUACAAUCGGACACUUCUGCCCUGGAGCCAACGCCCAGCCCAUCCCAUGUCAGAAUAACAGCUUCACCAAAGUGACCCACGCAAAGGAGUGCUCCCUCUGCCCCGCUGGGUACUACUGUGAGGUAGCUGGAAUACCUCUCAUCUGUCCGCAAGGGUACUACUGUCCCUAUGGCACAGGCCUAGACCUCAAGUCGUGCCCGCGGGGGACCUAUGGAAAUCAGUCUGGACUAUAUGACGUCACCCAGUGCUUACCAUGCGACCCCGGCAAAUACUGCGCCGACCAGCACAUGGGUAAUUACACAGGAGACUGCGAUCCCGGUCACUACUGCGAGUACGGACUGGACCGUCCGGACCCUAUAGGUGAUGGCGUGGCUUCACCUGGCGGCAACGUGACUAACUCUAGCUGCCCCUAUACUGACGGCCGAGAGACUGGCAAAGGAGGAGAGUGCCCAAUAGCUCAUUACUGCCCGAAGGGAUCCGACCAGCCACGGCCUUGUACUCCUGGAACUUAUGCUCCAGUGAAGAAACUCAGUCAAUGUUGGCCGUGCAUGGAGGGCUACUACUGCCCUGGGGCCAAUUCCGAGUACAGCAGUCGACCCUGUCCUAGUGGGUACUACUGCCCCAAUGGAACGGCCACGCCCUACCAGAAUCCAUGCCCCGCCGGUACCUUUAACCCCCUGCAGGCCCGCACAGGUUUCCAGGAUUGUGAAGGAUGUUCGGCCGGGAUGUACUGCGCUGUACAAGGCAUGUCUCAGCCUAACGGCACAUGCGCAGCAGGGUACUACUGCAGACGUAACUCCACUAGCCAAACCCCUGACCAGGCCGAUAACGCCAACAUCUGUCCGGUCGGACACUACUGUCCGGACGGGACUGGGGAACCAUACAACUGCCCUAAGGGGACUUUCGGCAACGACACAGCUUACAAAACGGUGGACGAGUGUUGGAACUGUACUGCGGGUCAACACUGUUCGACCCCAGGUCAGAACAAGCCAGAUGGACCGUGCGACCCUGGGUACUACUGUCCACCUCGUUCCUCCAGCAGUAAGGAAAUUGAGUGCCCCUCGGGAACGUAUUGCAUAGGGGGCAACAGCGAACCAGAGUUAUGUCCCAUUGGGACUUAUCAACCGAAUACCGGAAGGACCGCUCUUGCAGACUGUACCAGCUGUACUGAAGGGUAUUACUGCAUGACACGUGGCUUAUCCAACGCUACCGCUCCCUGCAAGGCAGGCUGGUACUGCCCUACCGGCUCCUCGGUCCCGACGCCCCGAGAAUGUCCCAUCGGCUUCCACUGCCCUGAAGGCAGCAGUCUUCCUAAACCUUGCUCCGCCGGGUUCUACACCAAUAAAUCCGGAGCUGCAGCUUGUGACAUUUGCCCCGCUUCCUAUUUCUGUACUCCCCUGGACCUUAGCAGGAACGAGUCAGUUGGUUUCUUCCCGUGUCCUCGAGGGUUUUACUGUCCGGCGCAGACUGGUCUGAACUGGAAGCCCUGUCCGGCUGGUACCUAUAGCAAUCAGACAGGUCUGUCCGUGGUUGGACAGUGCGUGGAUUGUGAUGCCGGGUGGUACUGUGGGGGAACGAACUUGACGGCACCCACUGCUCGCUGUGAUCCUGGGUAUUACUGUACUUCAGGUGUGUCAGUCCCCAAGCCUUAUAUCGACACUUACAACGUAACCAACGGAACCUGCCCGGAACCUUCAUUCCUCGGCCAGUAUACAGGCAUCGGUAACAUUUGCCCGCCAGGUACUUACUGCCUACAGGAGUCUGUACAGCCAACGCCCUGUCCGGCCGGGACAUACAACGACAAGCCCGGACAAAGCAGCUGUAAGAGUUGCGAGCCGGGCUACUACUGUCUAUUAGGAACCGUGAACUUCAAUAACACAGUUUGUCUGAGUGGGCAUUAUUGUCCGGGAGGGACAGAGACGAGUACUCAGUACCCAUGUCCAGCUGGAACUUAUAACCGGCUGGCCGGACAAACUAAUGACAGUUCGUGCGUUAAUUGCACGGCAGGAAAGUACUGCGAGGGUCCAGGUAAUUCCUGGCCUACAGGCGAUUGUAGUGGCGGAUGGUACUGCACCGGGGGUGCACGCACUAACAUGACUACAACCCAUGGGGGUAGGUGUACUGCUGGGCAUUACUGUCCUGUGGGGUCCCCUGCCAUGAUGCCGUGUGAUGGUGGCAAGUACUGCGCAGUUGAUGGGCUCGAUUCUCCCACUGAUGACUGCAUCGCUGGCUUUUACUGUACCUUACGCUCCAGCAAAUCUGACCCCAUAGACGGCGUCACGGGAAAUAUCUGCCCCAAGGGUAACUACUGCCCAAGAGGAGUAGCCAGUCCAGUACCCUGUCUUCCUGGGACCUACAAUGACGCCUUACAAGCCACGAACUCUAGCGCAUGCAUACAGUGCACCCGAGGUAAACACUGCAACGGCACGGGCCUCGAGAAUCCGGUUGGGUGCUGCGCUGGGGGCUACUUCUGUCCGCCUGGACAGGCUUCUCAGACACCCGCUUUAUAUCCUUGUCCAGCUGGGUCAAAGUGUCCGGAGUGCUCCCCAGAGCCUGUCCGAUGUGUAUCUGGAACAUACCAAGAUCAAGGCACUAAAGAUACGUGCAAGACUUGUCCACCGAGGUUCUACUGCAACGCUACGUAUGCCGGAGUGGAUAACUACGCCACUUACCCGUGCAAGGCUGGAUUUUAUUGCCCGAGCGGGACGCAGUUUGCCGAACAGCAUCCUUGCGAUGUUGGCACGUUCAGUAGCACUCCAGGACUCGAGCGACAAGAUGAGUGCGCCAACUGCACCCCAGGGGACUACUGUGGUGAACCUGGCAAGACCACGCCCACUGGGAAAUGUGCUCCGGGGUUCUUCUGUAAGCUCGGCGCAAAAACUGCCACACCAAACCAAGGCCUUGACGCGGAUGUGUGUCCCGCAGGAUCAUUUUGCGGUGAAGGCACCAUCAACCCUGCACCAUGCCCUGCGGGAACCUUUAGUAAUCUCACCGGUCUCCAUAACGAGUCCCAGUGCACAGAUUGUACAGGUGGCUUCUACUGCGAGCUGCCUGGCAAAACAGAGGUCAGCGGUCCUUGCCAAAAGGGUCACUACUGUCCCUCCCGGUCCAUUUCCAGCACGUCCGUUAUCUGUCCGGCCGGUCGCUACUGCCCCAUCCAGACCGAGAUGCCAAAGCUCUGCCCUCGCGGGACGUUUUCAAACAACACUGGCCUCUGGAGUGACAGUCAGUGUACAAAUUGUACCGCAGGCUCAUACUGUGGUUCCCAGGGCCUCACGGAGCCGUCUGGUCUGUGUAGGGCUGGGUUCUAUUGCCCGGAGGGAUCUCAGGAUGAAAACGCUGUGCCGUGUACGAUCGGGCUGCACUGUCCUACAGGAAGCAAAACACCAAUCGACUGUCCCGAGGGAACUUUUACAAACACCACAACAUCACCGUCAUGUCAGGAGUGUCCAGAGGGGUUCUACUGCGUCCCUGAGAACGUCACUUCCGGUGACCCCACUUCCGGUUAUCACACAUGUCCGAGGGGAUACUACUGCCCCGCGGGAACGGGACGGGACUGGAAAUCAUGUCCACGUGGUACUUAUAGUAAUACCCCUGGCCUGUCACGUUCUGGCCAAUGCAAGCAGUGUGACCCUGGCAAGUUCUGUGGUGAGCUCCAUGCGACCUCGUACACGGGUGACUGCCUGCCUGGGUAUUACUGCGUGUCAGGUGUCGAUUACUCAACUCCAGCCUUUUUCGUGAAUGACUCGUCUCUAUAUGGAAACUGUAGCGCCCUCUACGACAUCCACACAGGUAUCGGCGAUGUCUGUCCGACCGGACACUACUGUCCGAUUGGCUCUGCCCGUCCACUUGGGUGCCCUGCUGGUAGUUACCAGGAUAACAAAGGCAUGAGCCACUGCAAGGACUGUCCAUCCGGGUACUUCUGCCACGAGAACUCAACCACUUACGUCACUUCCGAUUGUCCACCCGGGAGUUACUGCCCUUUAAAUACGACGCAUGCGCGCGAGUUCCUAUGCCCUCCGGGGAGGUUUAACGCGUUGCCAAAUCAGAAGACCGAUGGCGCAUGCGUGUUGUGUACUGGCGGGAAGUACUGUGAGGGGCAUGGGCUUAGUGGACCGACCGCUGACUGCAUGGGAGGGUGGUACUGCGUCAAUGGAUCAUCUAAAGCCACGCCUGAUGGAGCUGAGUGUCAACCUGGUUAUUACUGCCCCAACGGCUCUGCCAACCCCAUGCAGUGCGACCGCGGAAAGUAUUGUCCGACAGAAGGCCUUCUGAAGCCCUUCUAUGACUGCGAGGGUGGACAUUACUGUAACCUGGGGGCAUCUGUGCCUAGACCUACCGACGGCGUAACCGGGAACGUCUGCCCCAAGGGUUCGUACUGCCCCAGGGGGACCCCUAACGGUCCUCUCCGAUGUCCUCUUGGCACCUUUGCUAAUGAGACGGGAUACAGGAACGAGACCGAUUGUCGCGACUGCACACAAGGAUGGUUUUGUGAUGAUCUUGGCCUUGAGGAACCCAAAGGGCAAUGCAUGCAGGGAUACUACUGCGAUGGCCGGGCCACUCACAGCCAGCAACAUCCGUGCCCUAAAGGCCACAUAUGUCCCACAGGCAGCCCAGCCCCUGUGCCUUGUGGUCCCGGGUACCAUCAGAACGAGACACGACAAUGGACCUGCAAAAAAUGUCCCCCGGGUUUCUACUGUAACGACACAUAUGGUCCCGUCGUCGAUUACGCCCCAUUUGAGUGCAUCGAGGGGCAUUAUUGCCCGGAAGGAACGCGCUACGCCACGCAGUUUAAGUGCCCUCCGGGGUCAUUCAAUAAUCAGACCGGAGCCGAUGACGUCACAGACUGCUUAGACUGCACAGGUGGAUUCGUGUGCGAUGAGUGGGGACUGAUACGACCCAAUAGGCUUUGCGGGCCUGGGUAUUUCUGUCGCCAGGGUGCUAAUAUGACGACACCUGACCUGCCUGGUAAAGCUGAGAUCUGUCCCGCGGGCUCGUAUUGUCCAGAAGGUGUGGCGGCACCAAUCCCGUGUCCCGCGGGAUCGUAUAGUCCCGCUAUCGGGCUGUACCAGGAGUCUCAGUGUUUGAACUGCACGGGCGGGGAAUUCUGUAACGACACGGGAAUGACAGCUACCGCGGGAAAGUGUACUGCGGGCUAUUAUUGCCCAACAAGCUCUUCAAGUCCGACACAGAUGAUCUGUCCUCAAGGACACUACUGUAUGAUGGGAACUCAUCAUCCUGAACCAUGUCCAUCCGGGACCUUCUCCAACGGCACCCAGCUGAUUGACAGCUCUAAGUGCAUCCCCUGUAGGGAAGGGUGGUAUUGUGAUAGCACAGGGCUUGUUCAACCCAAGGACGAGUGUGACCCAGGAUUCUUCUGUCCUGAAGGGCAGAACAAAAGCAACCCCUACCCUUGUCCCGUGGGGAAGUAUUGUCCUCGUGGAUCACCUUCGCCUAAGGACUGUGUGGCUGGUACAUUUGCCGAGAAUACUAUGGCCUCACAGUGUCAAAUAUGCCCUCAGAAGUACUAUUGUGUCCCUGAAAACGUUAUUCCAGGCAAUGUGGCUUCUACCAAGACCCUUUGCCCUGAAGGCUGGUUCUGCCCCAAUGGCACUGGUUGGAACUGGCAGGCGUGCCCUUCUGGUACCUAUAGUAACCAGAAGGGAUUGGCACGCGAACAGGACUGUACUCCCUGCGACGGAGGCAAAGUGUGUCGCUAUAGCAACUUGACAAGCCCGGAUGACGACUGCGCUCCGGGUUUCUUCUGUUCUUCUGGUGCGGCGAUGCGAAAUCCGACCAUGACGCACUUGACCCACUGCCCCACCCACUUUGCGCAUGUCACGAUAGGUGGAAUCUGCCCAAGAGGGUACUUCAGUAUCGCGGGCAGCGCCGAAUGUCAAGGAUGCACGGCAGGUACCUACAAUAACCAGGAAGGACAAUCUUCCUGCCUGGAAUGCCCUGCUGGCUACUACUGCUACGCCAAUACCACCGACUUCCAGCCCUUCCCUUGUCCAGCUGGGCACUACUGCCAGAAAAACACCCCAACACCUCACCACGCCCCUUGCCCUCCCGGUACCUUUAACCCCAAGACCGGUGGAAACUCCUCACUGGACUGCUUACCCUGUACCCCUGGUACCUACUGCCAAGGGUUCGGCAAUGCCGCGCCCACCAACUCCUGUGCCGCAGGGUACUACUGUCCGGGUGGAGACCAGGAAGCGAGACCAGCUGCCUUUAGAUGUCAACGAGGUUAUUACUGUCCAGAGAGAUCCCACAAUAUGACCAAGUGCACACCAGGGAAAUACUGCGACACGGUGGAAUUACCUCUUCCUGUGGCAGACUGUGAUGCUGGUUUCUACUGCCCUCUUGGCUCUGACUCCCGCACCAAGGUGCGUUGUCCAGAAGGGCACUACUGUCCGAAGGGCAGCGAAGUGGCUAUUCCAUGCGAACCAGGAUUCUACCUUCCUGGUUUUGAACACAAGAACAAGAGCGAGUGUACGUUGUGUGAAGCUGGCUGGUACUGUAACAUCAGCGGACUCGCGGCACCUCAAGGGCAGUGUGAUCCAGGAUACUAUUGUCCGGCCGGACAGUCCGUGUCUACACCAGCUGCCUUUCCUUGCAGAGUAGGCCACUUCUGUCCUGGUGGGUCUCCCGAGCCGGUCCGGUGUCGUAACGGCACCUACCAGAAUAAGCAGUACAGCCACCAAUGCGACGAAUGUCCUGAAGCGUACUUCUGCGAUAAUUCUGCUGCCGGUGUUAGUGAUCUCACCGGGUUCGAGUGUCCUACUGGGCAUUAUUGUCCAAAAGGGACGAAAUUUGCAACGGAAUUUAAAUGUCCGCAGGGGACGUGGAGCAACCAGACAAAACUAAUCAGACCGGAUGAAUGCUUUCAGUGCCCUGCCAGGUACUUCUGCCAGAAAACAGGCCUAUCAGAGCCCGAGGGUCUCUGCCUACCGGGUUUCUACUGUAAUGGUAGCAUCACCCAGCCCAAUCCCCCUGAAUAUGUGUGCCCUAGGGGACAUUAUUGCACAGAGGGCAGUUAUGUCCCGAUUCCGUGUCCCAGAGGGUCCUUUGCUAACACUGCUGGCAACAAAAAUGUGUCUGACUGCCGACCGUGCAGCCCUGGGCACUACUGCGAUCCAAAUGACUCCAUUGUGAUGGAGAGAGAGUGCAGCCCAGGAUAUGUAUGCAUUUUGGGUUCAACAACUCCUACACCAACUGAUGGCAUCGAAGGCAAAAAAUGCCCAAUGGGUCACUUCUGUACCAAGGGAACCAUAAAGGAGGAAGCCUGUCAGCCUGGGACAUACGCCCCAAGGACAGGCUUGUCCGUGUGUGAUUGGUGCCCUCCUGGCUACACUUGCCCCAACACUACCGUUAUCGACCCAGCACCAUGCUCAAAGGGACACUAUUGCCCUGGGGGGACGUCAUUACCCAUGGGUGAGCCAUGCCCCAUAGGGACAUAUCUCCCGACGGAGUUUGGCAAGUUUAAGAAUGACUGCCUUGCGUGCCCCCCUGGGAUGUACUGCGAUAGAAAGGGACAAGCUAAUGCAACAGGACCGUGCAUGGCUGGGUACUUAUGCCGAGGGGGGGCCAGGUUUAUGGCCCCUAAUGAUACAAGUGACCCAUACAAUGGCCCCUGUCCGCCAGGAUACUUCUGCCUGGAAGGGACCACAAAUGGCACUAAAUGUCGUAUUGGCACAAUGCGGCCGUUUAUUGGCGGAAAGUCUCCGGCGGAUUGCUUACCUUGUCGUGGUGGAUAUUACUGUGAUGAGCCCGGUAUGACAGAGCCAAAGGGGAAAUGCUGGGCAGGCUACUUUUGUCUACCGGAAGCUGAAACUAUCACACCCACGCCCUCGGGGUAUUUGUGUCCAACCGGGUACUAUUGCGGUAAUGGAACCGUACACCCCUAUGGCUGCAAACCUGGACAAUACCAACCAAACAAAAAAGAAAGUACAUGUGAAACGUGUCCUGUGGGUAGAUAUUGUCCCGCCAACACAACAGACCCUCUGCAAUGCCCGUCCCACAGAUACUGCCCUGAAGGCACUAUCGAGCCCGUGUAUUGCCCCAAUGGUACCUACACCACUAACACCACCACUGGCCUGGCUCUGGCGACGCAAUGUGAAGACUGCGAGCCUGGUCACUACUGCCAGAGGGGUGUCCUUGCCGGGUUAUGCGCCGCCGGGCAUCUUUGCUACAAAGCCAAGAAUGGGGAACCCGAUCCGGAUGGCAGUGAUCCUGAGCUGGGAAGGAAGUGUCCCAUCGGCAGAUACUGCCCCGCGGGUGCCUUGGAAGGGAAGAAAUGCACAGAAGGUCUGGUUAUCCCGUAUGAAGGAGCACGGUCCGAAGCCGAGUGUCAAACAUGUCCGGCUGGCUUUAUUUGCAAGGCUGGAAGCUCGAUUCCUGAGCCAUGCUAUCGUGGGUACUACUGCCCGCUUAACGAGACGGCCAUCCCUUGUCCGGUCAUGACCUUUUCCAACUCGUCCGAAGCUAAGGAUAUGAGCACAUGUCUGCCUUGUCCGGCCGGCUACUGGUGCAAUAUCAAAGGACUGGCAGACCCUAGCAUCAGUCCAUGCCCAGUAGGCCACUACUGCCUUAAUGCCAUUGACAAGCCAACGCCCUGCCCCAACGGGACCUACAGAAGCGACACGGGUGCCGCCCACAUCAAUGACUGUCAUCUUUGCCCCGCUGGUUACUACUGCCCUGAGACUAAUGGCAGCAUCUACGGAGAGGCGUGUCCCAACGGGACCUUCUGUCCCCCUGGAAGCAGCGCCCCUAGGGAGUGUCUGGCGGGUUACUUCUGUAACAGGUCCAUGAGCCAGGCUCCGUGUCCGGCCGGUUAUUACUGUCCGAGGAACUCUUCACAGCCGGUGUUAUGUCCACCUGGGCAUUACUGCGAUCCUAAGCUAAAUUGUUACAAUGAUUCAAACCACGAAGCAGGCGCGUGUACCCCACGGAUCUGUCCGCUAGGCUAUGCACAGAAAACAUCUGGAGCUGAUUUAUUUAAAACCUUUGAGGGCACCUGUGAGAUCUGUCGACCUGGUUACUAUGGAAAUGCCGCUGAUCGGAACACGUGCAAGAGAUGUCGCGGAGGUGUGAUCUGCUUGGAAGGCGCUAUUACAGACAAUCCUUCUACAAACGAUUCCUCCUACGGAGUGGAGGUCACGAAGAGCUACCCUUGCCCCCCUGGGUGGUACUGCGAGUCCGGGGACAUCGUGCCUCGCCCAUGUCCCAACGGUACCUAUAACGCGUUCCCGAACGCGUCCAGCAGUCAGCACUGUAGACCAUGCGCAAAGGAUCACUUCAAUCACAAGCAGGCGCAGAUCGCUUGCUUCAAGUGUGGCACAGGCGCCUCGGCGCCUCAUCUCGGCAGCGCUAGUUGCGAGUGUAGUGGGCUCAACCGGGUCUUUAUGCCAUCUGACGGCUCCUGUGUAUGUGAGGCGACAUUCCAGUCCAUUGAGGGCCGUGAGCAGGACUGUGUUCUCAAACUGUACGGGAUAUGUGGAGAGGGGACUUGGCGAAACCAGGCUGGGGAGUGUUUGACUCAGGAACAGUGGAAAGAGGCGUGUUCUAAGGAGUGUAAUUCCGUGGAUGGGUACAUCGGCUUUGACAAGGAGCAAGGUCUGUGUUUGUGCAAGCGCGAAAGCUUACAAAACGUGUGCGACAGAGACUGCAUCCAGGACCAAGAGAAAAGGCUGAGUCUUGUCUGCUCCAAGCCGGCUUUCCUGGCCGUCACCAAUUCCACAGGGGGAUACGUGAAGACUUACAACAUCACAGACUUCUCUAGAGUUCCUAACUUUGCCGACUUAUUUGACGAGAAGCAGUGCGAAACGAUAGAUGGCCUACCCAGACCCAUAUACUUUGUACAGAUGGAAGGUGAUGGAUUUCUUGGCACAUACGACGCAGCUGUCGAUUACAUCAUCAGCGUUCUCGAACAGAACAUCAACGCUGCCGCGAACGUCUCCGCCAGCGUGCCAACCUCAGGACCCACCAACGCGACCGUGGUCAGUCGCCGACGCCGUAGCCUUCUCGAGGUCUCCUCCUCUAUCACUGACUUCAGCAUCAAGGGGAUCCUUAACCCUACCACUUGCCUCCUGCUGGGUGCGCGCAUGAUGUGGAAGGUCAACAACACUCAUUACCCCCAGUAUGACGAGCCCAAUCUCUAUAACACCAACCCGACCUUCGAUUACGGCAAGUUUAAGGAUCUCGCGGAGGAUAACCAGCUGAAGGCCACGCCCAUUUCGAUUUUCGCGUUCCAGUUCAAUACCCCUGGAGUGUACGUGUUUAAGUCGAGUGCCAACCCAGCGCACAAGAUGUACAUCCGCGUGAUGGCGAAGGGGGCUCAGUGUUCGUCUGACGGACCGUUUUUCCCGACCACGCCCCGCGUUGUAAUCCAAAACGGUAUCGGCCUCAACCGCAACAUCCUAAUCAUGCCGGACUGGGCCCUGAUUGGUGCAAUGCUCGGCAGCUUUUUCCUACUCAUGAUUAUACUCGUCCUUGGACUGCUCAUCUUCAGAAAACACGGCUGGACUAAAGUGACCUUCAAGUUCCCGCGAUACAGAGUUCUUGCCAAGCGGUUUAACUUUGAUGAUUAUGCGUCCAAGGGCUCAACUGUUCAUCCCGCAAAGAAAUACCACGUCAACGCCUCGGUCAUGCAGGCUAUCACUCAAGGCCCAGGACCACAAGGCGGCGCGGGCGGCGCAGAGACUCAGGCUAAUACCGGCGUCAUGGAGGUGAAGAGCGAUGAAUUCUGGGAUUACGAUCAGCAAGUCGACAUGGAGGGUUUUACCGUCGGUGAAUUCUACUCUCAGCUCUCCAAGCAGUCACGUGAUGUCACCGCCGCCAUUUCCCGCCAGAAGGACCAGGCCAAGCAGCUCUACCAGAAGAUCAACCAGCAGACCGAGGGGCUCAAAGGAUUAUGGAUCGCCAAGCUUAACCUGCGAGGACGCUCCUCUAUGGCAACGCCAGAAGACCUGCGAGCUUACGAAGCAAAGAAGGACGAGCUUGAAGGAGAGCUCGAGCGCAGGAAAGACCUUGGAUUCCACUUCCAGCAAAUUCUACAACGCCAGAAAGCCAUCUGGGAAAACGACGAGUCCGGACGGGAAGCCCACCAAGUGGCCUAUCAAUCAACACUACGGGAAGCCAUUCGAGUGCUGAAAGCCUACUCUGAGAAUCCCGCUCGUAACAGCGAGGAAAUGAUGAACCAGUUCAACGAGCAAUUAGUGCACAAGGUGGAGAGCCGCGUAGAUGCUCUACUACAGCGAUUAACAGUCGAAGUCACGAGUGAGUCUCAGCGGCGAGGAACCUGGGCACUACUAGGCGACGUUACUGGGGCGAGACUCUGCACCAUAGAAGGAGAGAUCCUGGGACGAGAGAAGCUGCUGAACGCUGAGAACACGACAGAUCUCAUAACACAGGACCCCCACACUGGACUUUUGAUGCCUAACCCUGAAACCGCGAACAUGCUUCUGUCAGAUAACGUCACCAAUGUCCCUGUCCCUCCUUACUUUUUCGUGCAUCCCAACACGGGACGGGUAAUGCCCAUUGAAGGUAACGUGUCGUACGACCCACUCUCCGCGCGUCUGCUAUUCACCGCUGACUGCACGAAUGCGGACGCGGCCAGUUCAGCCGAGGCGCUGAUCCCGUAUGUACCCUAUCCUACCAACCCCGAGACUGGGGUUCCUACCAAAACCAAUCUGACUCCUGUUGAGAGGAGAAGUGACAUGAGAUUGGGCGGCAAGAUGCUGUGUGGAAAGACCGGGCUUCCUGUGCCUAUCCUUGGCAUGACCAUACAUCCGGAUGGCAACGCGUUCCCCAUCGGCGGCACCCACUCCGACCCUGUGACAGGCUUACCGGUUGCCAUAGAGAUAGGCAGUAUGAUGCUGGACCCCAACACAGGGAACCCAGUCCCCAUCGUAUCCGUUACCAUCGAUCCACGUAGCGGUGACGUCAUCCCCCUGGGGGGUACCGCUGGGGACUCGGAACGCGGGGACGAAGUGCCUGUCCUCAUCGGUGAUAGCUUUACGGAGCCGUUGUCGUCAAGGCCACUCAAGGUCACUAGUGCCAGGCUUAUUGACGAUGGAGAAGAGCGGGAGUUGGAACCGAUAGGGGGCGGUUACCAGCACGUACUUGAUGUAGCUGAGCUGUACUACGAGUUCCGUGUGAUUGAUGCUGUUCGCGCACUCAAAAAAGCCAUCACGGGUCCCAAUCCAAGCAGCGGGAGACACGAGAUGAGUCUCCUUGAGACUGCGGAGAAGGAUCUGACGAGGUCUAGAAAUAAGGUGAUGACACAGCUCCUGCGGUCCUUGCAUGACGUCAUGCGACGCGAGGAACGUGCGGCACUUUUACUUGAGAGCGGCGGGAGCCCCGGCAUGUACGAAUUCUCCGCCACCGGGCAAUUACUCCCUAUUCUGGUCGGUACGACUAUCCUCGACCCGUCUGGCACCGCCCUAGAGGUUCCCAUCCUGGGCAUCGAUAAAGAUCGCGACACCGAUACAAUUAUCCCCUUGGCUGGCUCCAUGGAAGACCCGACCGGGGAUGGACUUGUUCCGAUUAUGGUCGGCGAGAGAGCGGUGGACCCGGUCACUGAGGAGAUGUCUACGAUUUGUGGAGUGCGGCUUAAUAGGGAGUUUGGGGUUGUAGAGCCUGUCACUUUGUCAUCCAGUACACACACUAAGCGAAGGCCAAUGCCUGGAUCGGUUGCCCUAUUGGAGGAGGAGCUGGCCGGACGCCGAAGUUUCUGGAGGCGGCAGCGUCACCGUGAGGAGGAGCUGAGCACGACGGAGGGAUCCGUGUACCAGCAGCUGAUGGAAGACGAGUACCUCUCCGCCGCCAAGGUCCACGAACAGCUCGAGGGCAUCAAGGAAGAGACCGCUGCUCUUGCUGACGCGGCUCACCGUGAAGUUCAGCGACGUAACGAUGCUUCCAUGGACCACGCGGCAGCACUUCCGGCGGAUGUUGUCGCCGUUCUAACGCUCUUUGAUGCAGACGAGCGCGCGCAUGAAGAGCUCCACAACACCGCUCACCAGAAGUUCACAGACGCCAUCACAAGAUUUUUCGACAAGCUACAGGCGGAGGAAACAAAGUACAACAACCGAAUGGAGGAACUGCAGGGUGCAUUGAAUCCAGAGGCCGAGGGCGCGGUCACCGAGCGCUUCCACCAGGCAAAGGCCCGUCUACGAGCCGAACUCCAAGACCAGCUACAGAGCCGCUCCGAACAGUUAGACGAGAGCCACUCGUCCCUCGAGUACAUCCGACACAAGGCCGAGAUCUCAUCGAUUGAGGCUAAGAUUGUGCUGACUGGCGGAGCUGUGCUGGCAGGAGAUUACGAGGUCUCUCUUCUCGGUGUCUAUGGCGACGAUAUUCCUUUACCCGAAUCCAACCGUGAGUUGGUUCCACUCCUCCAGAAACUCAUCCGCUUGCUUCAAGAGGGCGGUCCUGUUAUGCUAAAUUCCGCUGGCCAGGUGGUUUCUGCAGCUGGUGGCUCAUAUUCGGUUGUCGGCGGUGGUGGAGGAGGCAUGGUCACACAUUACGUGUCUGGUGCGACCGCUGACCGCGCUGCUACUGGUUCAGGGAUAACAGGCGCAACGGCUAGUGCAAAACCCUCACCUGUCAUUCUAGCAUCUGUGGGCGGGGCUGUCAUUCACGAAAAGGGACAGCAGUCGGCCGCGGUAACCAAGCCUCCUGCUCAAACUGCUGGCCUACAGCGCCACGAGAGCGCGGGCUUCAACGCGGCCGACAUCUUGUCUAACCUUGACGUGACCCAGAUGGGUGAGAAGUACAGCGAGGAGAGCGUGACCAUCACUGGACUAGCGGCAUCUGGAGUCCUAACGGAAGAGAAGAGGAAGGAGAUUCAGAAGAGCCUGCUAGAGAAGCACACUUUGGAAUGCGCGCAGCUCGAAAACGAGUUGAGGACGAACGAGAUUAAUGCUAUCUCCGAGGUACUCAAUGAGUUCGAGCAAAAGAAGGGAGAGGCACUGAGGCAGCUGCAGGCAGAACUGAAGGACAAACUAAAGAACGCGAAGUCUGAGGAGGAGAAAGAGGCUUUAAUAAUGGAGUAUGGUCAGAAGAUGACGAAAGUACAAGACGAGAUCGAGCAGCAAAAACAGAAAAAACUUCGUGACGUCCGGAAGAGGCUACGCGCCGAGAGACUGCGACGAAAGAAAGAGUUACACUCUCGCCACGCUGCUGAGGCCCGUGCAGCAGGGAUCAGUGACGUCAUUGAUCUUGAUAUCCCGGAUGAAGACGAACUUGAACGAGAUCUUCUCUUGCUUGAGAAACAACAGGAAAAGCUACUUGCUGAACUGGCCAAGGCGUACGCUGAGGACAGUUACCGUGAGCGAGAAGAGAUUGAAACCGGUCGUCGCGCUGCGUUUGAUAAGGAGAUGGAAGAAAGGCUUAAAGGGCUUAGACUUGGCGGGGUCAAGGACGAAGACAUUGACAGUGCUAUUGAGGAAGUCAAAGAGCUCCACUCGAGAACUAACACGCGUAGAGAUAACCUGAAAGAAAAGAUGCGAGAGCGCAAGGAACGCAAGCGUGGACGCAAGUCAACCGCUGACCUAGAGGCAGAGCUAAAGACUGUAGAGCCUGGGUCGGCUGAAGAGGCCGAGAUCUUAGCGGCUUUGGAAGAGACUGAAAACGCUGAUCGACUCCGCGAAGAGCAGGCCCUCCUGGCCGCGGUUUCCGCAGUAGACGAGGAAAUUGAGUCAAACACUCGACGAAGGCUCGUUGUUGACAUGAUGCAGAAAGGAAAGCUCUCUGAAACCGACCAGCAGGCCAUCCUCGACAAGUUCAUGGUGGAAGCCGAGGAGCAGAGAGAGCGUUUUAAGAACUCGCACAUACGCAGUGAAGCGGUGCUGGCCGCAAAGCUUGCGGCGAGAAAGAGACUGAGGGCCGAGAUGGCGAAGGAGAAGGCUAUGAAAAAUGAGCUGAAGGAGAUGGGCAAGAAACAGGCCGAGCUAACAGGAGACCAGAGCGCUGCUGAGGUUCUCCAGGCGGCCGAGGAGGAGGUCGACGCCGAAGUCUCCGCCGCUAUGACCACCAUCAUGGAGGACCAGAUCCAGCGGCAGGCAGAGCUGGAGAUGAAACACAGGGAGGAGCUGGUCGAGAUUGAGAAAGCGAUGGCAGAGGAGAAAGCCAAAAAUAGCAAAGUAAUAGAGCAACAGAUCGACGAACAGAAGAAAAAGAUUCUAGAAGAAAAGGAAAGAAAAUUCCGCAAGGAAAUGGAGCUACAGGAAGGUAACCUAUCGCAAGAGCAGGCCGAUCUUCUUCUUGACCAGCACAAACAGGAAAUGGAGCUCAUGGAACGCAAUUUAGAUGCGGAGAAAAUGCGCCAGAAUGCGGCGCUAGAAGAGAAGAUAGCGGAACGGAAGAGGCGUAAGACUGCAGCUCUGGCGGCAAAACAUAACGUGCAGAUGGACAAGGAGUUGAUGAAGCAACAAGACGAGAGACAGCAGUUACAGGAAGACAAGCUCCGCGAGGCGCAGCAGCGUGCCUUAGUGGACAAGGUGCAAGGGAUGGAUAGCGAGCGUGCCGGGAACACUAUAUACCAGGUGCUGCAGCAGAGGCACAUGCAGGAGCGGGUACAGAUGGAGGAGAGGUUCGCCCGCGAGGUGAAAGCGGCUAAAGCUGAGGCGCGUGCGCAGGCCGCAGAGGGUCGACAGGCGGAACGAGAGGAGCUCACUGCUGAGCAAGAACAAGAAUUUAUGGAGCUUGUCGCCAAGUCUGGUUCGUUCAGUACAGGAGAGAUGGCUCAGCGCAAGGCAGAGCUCAAGCUCAAACACAAGAAACAACUGGCGGAAUUUGACUCAGAAACCGAGAAGAAGUUUGCACUAGCGGAAAUGGACGCUAUGCCGUCACUAGAGGUUAAGCAUGCGCAUGCGCGUCUAGAACUGCGGGAGAAACAGCUGCAGGAGCUCGCGGGCACCAUGAAGGACCUCACCACUGAAGAGGAGUUAAUCGCUUCGUACGCCGAGGAUGCCGAGCGUGCUGCGGAGGCCGCUAAGGAAUACCGCGAGCGUACGAUGUUUGAGAUAGCGGAGAAAAUCAACUCCAUCAAGGAACAGAGACGGCAACAAACCGAGGCGCAAAAGAAAAAGAUGGAUGAAGAAAUCAGGCGACUGGAAGCAGAGCUUGAGGAGGAACGGAGCCGUGAGGAACUGAGGCUAGCGGAACGUGAGACGGAACGCGUCGCCAAGAAAAUGAAAAAGCUACAAGAGGAAGAGGCUGCCAGACAACUGAAUGCGGCCCAGAGAGGGAUGAGCGAGCAGGAGAGGGAGAAACUCCUCAAAGAGCACGAUGAGAACAUGGCGAAGUUUAGCGAGAAUUUGAAGAAGGAACAGGAACGCACCAAAGCCGCCCUCCGCGAGCGCCUGGAGGCGAGAAGGAAGAAGAAGAAGGACGCAGCCAUGAAAGAGAUUACCAAGGCUGCGAAGGAGGAGAAGGAGGCGCUGGAACAGCAGCAGAGGGAGAAGCUGACUGCGGUGCAAAAGGAGGGAGCCUACCGCAUGGCAGCCACCACCCCGUCCCGCCCUCGGACACCGCCUACUACAAAGGCGGGUGAACCGCAGAGAGAUGCGCUCGGUCCAAUCGACGGUGGAAUGCAGGACGCAUCUCCAGUCCUCGCAGCAGGCCUCCCAGACGGUGUGUCCGAGCAGGACUGGGUCAGCAUGCUUCUUGGUUCUCCACUGUUCGAGCGCGUCAACGAGAUAGAAGCUGCAUUGCGUGGCAACAUUGGCGAGGACGGCGUUGCCGGAGCAACUGGUGCUCGACCUUAUAUUGACAUCAAAGACGCCCAAUGGAUGUGUGGUGGUGACCUCAUCCCCGUGGACAUCAAUCAACUAAGUCCCGCGGAUUUCGUCGUAUACCGCUUCGGUGUCUUCGUCACCCAAAUGCUGAAAAACGCCAUGGGUGUACCGAAAGUGACGUUAUUACUUGCGUCAAACCUGCCAGCCAAUAACUACGAGCGAAACGCGUUCAGGAGCUCGUUUUUCUACGAGCAUGCGCGCAAGAUUCUGUUCGUGCGUCAGGAGCGGAUGCACUCUGUGGGCGACUUUGUGGUGGUGAUCGUGCACUGUCUCGCGCACAUCGAGGUGGACGACUUGGUCGACGAUAACAACCCGUUAUUCCUCAGGCAGUUCUAUAAGGCGAUCCGAAUCUGCUGCCAAGACAUGUUCUUCUCGCGAUCUCGCACUACCCCAGCAGUGCAAGGCACGAUGGCAGAACCCUUCGUACCAUUCCCACUGGAGGGGGCCUUUAAGCAGGCGACAAACAUGACCGAGCGCGUGAAUGUAGUCGGGGAACUGGUGAACAUCAAGGUGAAAGGACCAAUGGAGGCAGACUUCUCGGUCCAGUCCAUCACGGAAAGGCUCGCCAAGAAGAACGCAUUCCUGACUCGAGCCAAACUCAAGGAGUACCUGGCCAGUGCGCGUGCGCCGGGUGACAAGGAGGAAUUUACGAUGAGAAGGUUGAGGGAGCUGAGAGGCGACAAGAACACGGAACAGCAAAGUACACAAUCUCGAGCGCGUACCAAAGCGACCGUUCACUCACCAAAACAACUCCUAGAGCGACAAAUCACCCGCUUGGAGAGCCGCAUCGACACCAUGAACGCCGAACUGACGCAGAUUAUGAAGUCGGAAGCGGACUUGAAUCACACUCUGAGUGAGAUGGAUGCGGACGAAGAGGUGACGGACGAAAGGGUGGCCGCCAUUAGGGAGCAGCUGAGGAGCGUGGAGGUCCAGAAGAAUGGGGUGCUACUGAAGCUGGAGAGUCUGGAGGAUGAGGUGGAAAGGAAGAAGAAGGAGCUUGCCUCGGUGAAGGCAUAAAACUCGGUACCCAUUAUACUAAGACAAGGGACGAUAACAUAGCAAGCCUUGUUAACACUCAGCACGUAUUAUACGAAGACAAUCGACGUUUCUGAUAUAACUUACGUUACAUUCUGACACUCAAAGCCUUCUGCUGGGUAUCUCUAUAUAAUAUCAAAAAACCCGGUACCCAUUAUAUUAAGACAAGGGACGAUAACAUAGCAAGCCUUGUGAAGGGUUAACACUCAGCACGUAUUAUACGAAGACAAUCGACGUUUCUGAUAUAACUUACGUUACAUUCAGACACUCAAAGCCUUCUGCUGGGUAUCUCUAUAUAAUAUCAAAACAAGCUACAUUAUUUACAUAUUAAGCUCAAGUUAUGUGCACCAACUGCGCAAGCAUUUCUGGGAAGAACUCUCUAUGUCGGGUGACGCUAUAAGCAUUUCUGGGUAGAAUUCACUAUGUCGGAUGAAACUAUGAAAUAGCUCGCCGACAUUCUCUUCCUUUGACAACCGAACGAGGUGGUGCUAACAACACUGGCAGAUAUUGGCCCUGUAGAAAACCUAACGACAUGUAGUUUAUUUUAUAGUAUUUAUUUUUAUUCUAAAUAUAAGUUUUUCUAUUUUUCAAGAAGCGAAAGAGUCAACAUUCAUUUACACUAUUGAUUGUAUCACUUUAGUUGUAUUGUUAAUGUUUUUUUUAAUUAAGAAAAAUAUUAUGUGUGUCGUGAUGGAUGAUUUAGUAUACAUCACUAACAUUAUCACGAUCAAAGCGUAAAUUAGUUAGCAAAAACAAUAGAACAAAGCGUAAAUUAGUUAGCAAAAACCAUAGAACAGUGUCUCUUGAUAAGUUAUUUUUGAUAGUUAAGACAAUUGAGAAUGCCUUAUAUUUUUUCUUGUAUUUAUGUAACGGUAAUGGUUUCGUGACGAAUAGAUAUUAAUUCGCUGUGAAUUGGGCAGAUUUAUAGAUGAAUCGAUAUCUUUUCGCCAUUCCCAAAGGAUUCAAAUCGAUGUUGUUUCGCCUGUCGUGCCGGGCAACACCGAUAGCCGAAGCGACAUUGUUUAUCCAUUGUUUUAGAAAGAGCACUUGUAAAUAGUUGAUUUCUUAUUUAUUGAACACACAUAAAUAUUUUUGUACUUAUAGAUAACAUGGAUAAUAAAGCAUUAUGGUAUCA
This is a messenger RNA of Nematostella vectensis (starlet sea anemone), 26947 nucleotides long. RefSeq lists its product as uncharacterized. The record is from RefSeq and is a predicted model, not a curated record. NCBI's taxonomy places the organism in Eukaryota, Metazoa, Cnidaria, Anthozoa, Actiniaria, Edwardsiidae. Gene Ontology annotation, molecular function: protein binding. The coding region runs from base 253 to 25794 and encodes 8513 amino acids. The transcript is spliced from 85 exons.